CCCUUCUAGAACAUCGAUAGCAUUCCCAUCACUCAGCUGGCUAGCCCCUUCUGAAACAUCAUCUUGAGGUCGUGAUGAUGGUGGCGAUGGUGGUGGUGAUGAUGAUGGUGGGAUCUUUCGUCAUCUUUACAACAGAGGUUGAUGCCGCCAUGGUCUGCUCUACUCCAUUCAGCAACAAGUUCAAGGACGUUUCGGCAUCCCCCGGAGGGAUCCUCAUCGGCGUUGGGAGCAACAGAGACGUCAGCAUCUGGUCCGGUUGUUCUUGGAGAUCGAUGGGGGCGAUGUUUGAUCAGAUAUCGACCGGUGGCCGAGGACGGGGUGCCGCAACGUCGAGCGGAGACCUCUACGCGUGGGCGAGAACCGACGCCGGGGACGUGUACUACUACCAUCGAUACGCGUGGUACCACGUUAUGUAUGGCGCACAGUCAUUCACGGGCGGAGCCCCGGGCUACAUCUACGCCACCGGCCACAUGAGCGGCUAUUGGAGCGUCUUCUGCGCCAGGGCGUCUGCGCCCGGCGAGCGCCUGUCCUGGUUGACGACCUCGAUAAAUCUCCUGAAAAUUUUCGCCGACGUCUACGCCGUAGGUUGCUCGCCCAACGAAUGCUGGGCCUGUGACGCCUUGUACCGGCUGUGGCGUAAGCCCAACGUUGACUGCUCCAACACGACGUGGGUGAGGGCGAGUGGUCCAGACGCUCCGGCUUUGCCCAAGAAAAUAGAGGUGGACUCCGCGGGUGGAGUCUACCUCCAUGGAAACAAUGCGCUACUCUACCACAGGGCUGGGAAUGAAACGGCGUGGACUCAGCCAAUGCCCAAUGAAUACUUCAAGUCCAUCACUGUCCACGAAUCUAACCUUAUCGUCAUAGACGAUACCGGGACCAUGAAGAUAUGCAAACUGUGACACCAUUAUUCGCUCACCCACCCACUCACUCACCUGUUCGCCCCCUUACCCACCAACUCACCCACCCACUCACCCACCCUCUCACUCAAUCACCCACUCAUACGCCCAUUCACUCUUUCACCGACCUACUCACUCACCCACCUACUCCCUCACCCACUUUCUCACCCACCCACUCUCUCACCCAUCCAUUAUCUCACCCUCUCACCUAUCCAGUCAUCCACCCAUUCUCUCAACCACUCACCCAUUAAUCCACCCACUCACCCACCUACUUACCCACCCACUCACACACUCAUCUGCCCACUCACCGAAGUACCCACUCACUCACCCACUCAUUCACUCGCCCAUCCACUCACCCAUUCAUCCGCUCACCCACCCACUCACCCACCCACUCACUCGCCCUCCCACUCAUCCACCCACCCAUUAACCCACCCAGGUGAAAGAUACGUGGUGGUGAGUUAUUUUGUUGUUGUUGUUGUGUUUUGAGAUUCAAUUUAACCAAAUAAGAACAUUCAACAAAGAGUGGAAUCUACGGAACUUCAAUGGAGAGUCAUUCAGCAGCCUUUACAGAGACACCUCGAUAUACAAAGAUGUUAUCUGCAUCGUCUGGUAUGCCGGAGGUCUUGGGUGAUGGUGGUGAUGGUGGUGACGGGGGUGAUUGCGAUUGUGGUUGUGAUGGUGGUAGUUAUGGUGGUGGUCGUAGUCAUGGUGGUGGUGAUGUGGAUGAUGGUGAUGGUGGCGGGGAUGGUGGUGGUGAUGGCAAUGGUGAAGGUGGUGAAGGGGGUUGAUGGGAAUGGUGGUGGUCUUGUAUUUAUUGUUCUAAAAAACGAAUUAAAUGUAAAAACGAAAUAUUUAAAUUACGUAAAAUUUGUUAAUGUAGGUAAUUAAGUGUGAUUAACUAAAAAUAUGCGUUAGGUGUAAUUAAGAAUGUGUUAAAAAUGUGUUAUAUGAUUAAUGUAUGUGUUAGUGUUUGUGCAUGCCUAAACAACUUUUGUUCGGCCGGAUAGAGGGGGUUUAACGGGGGCGGCACGGGCAGAGAAGAGAUGGAGUGAUGUGGUACAGGAGGAUGUGGAGUUGAGUGGACCGAUGACUGAUACCAGCAAUGUCAAUAUCGGUCUCUGUGGAGGAGGCUCGUGAAGGACGCUACUGGGCAGUUGUAGGCAGUCGCCCUCCAACAACAACACAGGGCGGAGGAGCGACGCUCACAAACACGUGUGGAGCGCCGGGUGGAAAUAGCACAUCAAGUUGGUACAGUGGGGUCACAGGUGGUGCAUCAGCCAGUUAUCUCAGUCGACCUGUGGCACCUGGGUCUGCCCCGUGACCUGCUAGCGGGCGUUCGACACUUCACAUGGUCUCAACGUGCACAUAGCCUGGCACAAGCGUCGUGGUGACAUCACCGCCACUUAGUGGCGAAUGGCGGUUGUUGUGUGUGUCGUUAUGUUGUGCAAUUUAUUAUUGUCUCUCUCGUUGUAUAGGGGUAUGCAUCAUCGAUUGAGAUAAUCGCAAUGAUUCUCGCUUCAAUAUAUAUGAUACUCGCUUCAACAUUUAUGAUUCUCGCUUCAGCAUUUCUGAUUCACACUUUAAUAGUUACAUGUGAAAUUAUGUCAGGUCUUCGGGAUUCAGAUCUCACCGCCAGAUACAGUUCGUUAUUACAAUGAUGAACGAAUUUAGUAAAGAAGCACUCGCAAAUCUGUUUUUCAUCAAAGCAACUUUAAUCUCAACUUAACCUAACAUCCAACAACUCUUAUCAUCAGUAUUCCAACAGUGCCCAUGGAAAUAUACGUCAUCAAUCCGUA
Molecule: messenger RNA, 2692 nt
Organism: Lethenteron reissneri (Far Eastern brook lamprey)
Lineage: Eukaryota; Metazoa; Chordata; Hyperoartia; Petromyzontiformes; Petromyzontidae
Source: RefSeq, a predicted model, not a curated record